Molecule: messenger RNA, 1527 nt
Organism: Leguminivora glycinivorella
Lineage: Eukaryota; Metazoa; Arthropoda; Insecta; Lepidoptera; Tortricidae
Product: junctophilin-3-like
Exons: 3
Coding region: 1-1527 (508 amino acids)
Cellular component (GO): junctional membrane complex; plasma membrane; endoplasmic reticulum membrane
Source: RefSeq, a predicted model, not a curated record
AUGUUCCUCAUGCGCUCGGCGAAGUUCCGGGAGCGAGUGGAGUCGGCCGUCACCGCGGCGCAGCGCGCUUCCAAAAUUGCAUUGCAGAAAGCUGACAUUGCGAUAUCCAGAACCGCCACAGCUCGAGGCAAAGCUGAACAAGCCGAUGAAUCGGCAGACCAAGCAAAAGAAGACUGUGAUUUAGCACAAAUGACUGCAAAGCAGUUCGCCCCAGAUUUUAAGCAUCCUGGAUUGGACAGAAUAGGAUUAAGAGAUAAAUAUAGACAAAAACAUUAUGACUCACAGGUCACGACACCUGUUUCACAAGAAUCUGAAAAGAUCUUGGAAGGAAAGAGCAUUCCAAAUCAUAUCCCUCCGAUGCAUUCACAGAUUCCUCAAACAAAUAAUGCUCCUUAUGGAGUGCCCCCGAGACGGCCAUCUACACAGUUCCCGAAUAAACCAGUUCAGUCAUUAGAUCCAAGACUCACAAAUAAUUCCAAUUAUAAUACGGACAAUAGGACAAAUUAUUAUUCUGAUCAGGAUCAUUGGCCGAACACGCAAUCACAAGGACCACAGUAUGGACAAAGUGACCAAAUUAGUGGCUACGGCCCGAGUGCACAGUCAGGACCGCCUUACCGAGUACUAAACCGACAAGACGCCGUUCAACAACCACCGGGUAUAGAUCAAAGUAGUCAACAAUUUAGUAAUCAACCGCGUAGAUUUUCUUCGGCGAUGAGACCGGCUCUAAACCUCAAUCAGAGGGCCGGCCCACAGGAUUGGAACUCCACUCAGGGACAAGGAAUUAGACGGCAAAGCGUCCUAGGUCAGCCCACUCAAAGUGGCCAAGAAGCCACGUACGGCGACGGAGGUGGCGGCAGUUACGGACGUACCGAGCUCAGAACCGGCACCGUACAUUCAGAAGGACUACACGAUCGUCUAGGGGGAGACCAUAUGCAGUACCAUCAAUCCACGGAACCUCAAGGGUACCAGCAGCCUCUCGACCAUAGACAACAAAGAGAGGGCUCAAUGUACCGGCAAGCGGGCACCGAUCAACAGAUGUACAGGCAAGCGACGGCCCCUAUGGAAGACGCGACCAACGGACCUCGAGACCUGCGGCAGGCGGGUCGAACGUCUAUCGACUACUUCGACCAUUAUAAAAGACCACCGAGUAGAGAUUCGAGCGUAGAUCGUUACGGGCGUCGAUCGCGGCAGCCUUCAGUGGAAGCGAGCGCGCCCCCGCGCGACUCGCGAGGCGGCUCGGCGGCGCCGCAGCCGCCCGCGCCGGCGUCGCGGCCCGCGUCCCGGGCGGCCACGCCGGCGGCCGGCAACGGCCACUUGGCUUCGGGCCGCGGCUCCAUAUCGAGGGAGACUCCAUUCGAAGAGUCGCUUAUGAGGAAACGAACGUUGGGGCAAGAUAUAUCACCGUCGCCGUACCAGCCGAAGAGGACGGAGAGUCUGUGCAUGCCGCCCGCGCCUGCGCCGCCCCCGCCCGUGAUGCGAGGAGGCGGCGGCGGCGGCGGCGGUGGAGGCGGACGAAAGGCCCUGUAA